Messenger RNA from Morus notabilis, 513 nucleotides. RefSeq lists its product as uncharacterized. The record is from RefSeq and is a predicted model, not a curated record. The transcript has a single exon. The coding region runs from base 1 to 513 and encodes 170 amino acids. NCBI's taxonomy places the organism in Eukaryota, Viridiplantae, Streptophyta, Magnoliopsida, Rosales, Moraceae.
AUGGAGUCCUCGACAUUUCCCUCUUCUGGUUCUACUACUUCGCAACUUGGCAGAGCCGCCAUUGAAGAUCCUCUGAAUCUGUUCUUCCUUCAUCAUUCUGACAGCCCAGGGCUUGUACUUGUUUCACAGCAGCUUACUGGCGACAACUAUACAUCUUGCAGUCGCGCGAUGAUGAUUGCUUUAUCCGUGAAGAAUAAACUCGGUUUCAUCGAUGGUUCCAUUCUACGCCCAGACGGUACGGAUGUGAAUUUUCUAAACUCUUGGAUUCGGAAUAACAACAUAGUUAUUUCUUGGAUUCUUAAUUCUGUUUCCAAAGAAAUUUCUGUUAGUGUGUUAUUCUCUGAUUCAGCCUUUAAAAUCUGGAUCGAUCUUGAAGAUCGAUUUCAACAAAGUAAUGGCCCUAGAAUUUUUCAAUUGCACCAAGAAUUAGUGAAUCAUGUUCAAAAUCAACAAUCUGUUGGCGUAUAUUUCACGAGAUUGAAGGCGUUAUGGGAAGAAUUGAACAAUUUCUGA